Topomyia yanbarensis is the source of this 4345-nucleotide messenger RNA. Its product is annotated as protein PFC0760c-like. The transcript is spliced from 13 exons. Gene Ontology annotation, molecular function: calcium ion binding. The record is from RefSeq and is a predicted model, not a curated record. Lineage: Eukaryota; Metazoa; Arthropoda; Insecta; Diptera; Culicidae. Gene Ontology annotation, cellular component: membrane. The coding region runs from base 308 to 4072 and encodes 1254 amino acids.
AAAAAUCUCUCUCCAUCUUUCACGAGUGAACGAAACUGUGAUUUGGGUGACAUCGCCGGCGCACACGGAUAGAACACCGCGAUGAGAUCUUGAUAAAGUUUCAACAGUUGGGUGGCAAUUUCUCCGGAGGGUGGCAUUGUAGGUGGCACGGGUGCGCACAGCCGGCUUCGAAAUCGCGCCAAACUUGUCUGGCAUAUUACUAUUUUCCUCCGUACAGGAGGUGAAGUGGAGCUAGCGUGAAAUACUGGCCUGGCAAUUAUAGCGAAGGACACCAGCGGAGGGCGAAUUCGCCGUACUACUCCGGAAGAUGGAGGACAAGGUACUGUUUGAGAGCAAGCACUGUAUAGCGCUGAAAUGUGUUCUAUUUCUAUUCUAUGGAGGACUGGGAUGCAUCUAUCCCUUCCUCCAAUCAAACAUGGCUGAGAAGGGGUUCGAUUUCAAUGAAAUCUACUCCAUAUCGGCCAUUAUUCCGAUUGUUGCCCUAUUCGGUCCGCUGAUAUUUGCACUCCUGGUAGACAAAUGGGCAAUCAGUAGCGCCUUUGCCUACGGAAAGCGGGUCCGAAUUUUGACUGCCGUCAGUUUGGUAGCAUCGAUUAUUUUGUACGUGAUACUGAUGUUUGGCGUGAGUCGAACUCCUCCACCGGAGGUGUGUCACCCGGAGGUGAACUUCAUGUGUAACAAGAAAGGAGCCUACAUUCUACAAGAGAAGUGCAGUGCUGAGGGCGUGUGCCACGAUUGGGACUACAAUAAGGCCGGACUGCUGAACCUGGACCAGUGUAGCUACAGCUGUCAGCGUGAGGCUCAGUUCGAAAGCAACUGCUACGAACGUCAGGAUCAAGAGCUGCGCUUGGCCGCAUUUCGGAAUAGCGAAGUCGAGGAUGACGGAACCGAUGUGGCAGACGAAUCAGAACUGGUACAAGUAGAUGAAGGCAGUGGCAGAAAUACCGGGGGGAAUGCAAAAAGUAACGAUCUUGAUGGGGAUGGUAUACCCAACGAUCAAGAUCCGGAUGAUGAUAAUGACGGAAUUCCGGAUUCGCAGGAUAACGAUGAUGACAAUGAUGGUGUGCCGGAUGCAGAAGAUCUGGACGAUGAUAACGAUGGUGUGCCGGAUAGUAUGGAUCCAGAUUCGAAGAUGACGGCCAACGACCUUGAUGGAGAUGGAAUUCCUAAUGACCAAGAUGAGGACGACGACAAUGAUGGCAUUCCGGACGCGCUAGACGAUGAUGACGACAAUGACGGUGUUCCAGAUGCUCAGGAUGAUGAUGACGACAAUGAUGGUAUCCCGGAUAGUGCAGAUUCUGAUGCAAAAUCUAAGGGGAAUGACUUAGAUGGCGACGGUAUCCCGAAUGAUAAGGAUGAUGAUGAUGACAAUGAUGGCAUUCCAGAUAUUAUAGACACCGACGAUGAUAACGAUGGUGUUCCCGAUCGUUUGGACAGUGAUGAUGACAAUGACGGCAUCCCGGACACAAGAGAUAAGGACGCCGUUUCCAAACCUAACGAUUUGGAUGGUGAUGGUAUUCCUAACGAAGAAGAUGAUGAUGAUGACAACGAUGGAAUUCCAGAUAAGGAUGACGAUGAUGAUGAUAAUGAUGGUAUUCUCGAUGUCGAAGAUGUAGAUGAUGAUAAUGAUGGUAUUCCAGAUGACCAGGAAGGCAAACCUCUAACCAAUGAUCUGGAUGGGGACGGUAUACCCAAUGACCUGGAUGACGAUGACGAUAAUGAUGGAAUACCGGACUCUGAGGACGAUGACGAUGACAAUGAUGGUAUCCCGGAUGCUGAAGAUAUAGACGAUGAUAACGACGGUAUUCCGGAUGAGCUUGACGAGGGAUCGCGUAAUGCUAAUGAUCUGGAUGGAGACGGAAUUCCAAAUGAUCUUGAUGACGACGAUGACAACGAUGGUAUCCCGGAUGAGAUCGACAAUGAUGACGAUAACGACGGUAUCCCGGAUAGCAUCGACAGUGACGAUGACAACGAUGGUAUUCCAGAUAAAGCAGAUUCCGGUACAAAAUCAAAAAUUCCGAUGCGAAAUCUAAAUGACUUAGAUGGCGAUGGAAUUCCGAAUGAUAAAGAUGAUGAUGAUGACAACGAUGGCAUUCCGGAUAUCAACGACACCGAUGAUGACAACGAUGGUGUUCCCGAUGUUCUAGACAGCGAUGAUGACAAUGACGGCAUCCCGGAUAUAAGAGAUAAGGAUAGCGGUUCGAAACCUAACGAUUUGGAUGGUGACGGUAUACCGAACGAAGAAGAUGAUGAUGAUGACAACGAUGGAAUUCCAGAUAAGGAUGAUGAUGACGAUGACAAUGAUGGUAUUCCCGAUGUCGAAGAUGUCGAUGAUGAUAACGAUGGUAUUCCAGAUGACCAGGAAGGCAAACCUCUAACCAAUGAUCUGGAUGGGGAUGGCAUUCCCAAUGACCUGGAUGACGAUGACGAUAACGAUGGAAUACCAGAUUCUGAGGACGAUGACGAUGACAACGAUGGCAUUCCGGAUGCUGAAGAUGUCGACGAUGAUAACGACGGUAUCCCGGAUGAACUAGACGAAGGAUCACGCAAUGCCAAUGAUUUGGAUGGAGAUGGCAUUCCAAACGAUCUAGAUGACGACGAUGAUAACGAUGGUAUUCCAGAUGCGAUCGACAAUGAUGACGAUAACGACGGUAUCCCGGAUAACAUUGACAGCGAUGAUGAUAAUGAUGGAAUUUCCGAUACUCAAGAAAACAUUGUGAUGGAAUUUUCCGCUCCGCAAAUAUGCCACGAUCCGGCUACAGACAAUUCCGAAGAAGACGAUGAUGAUGAAGAUGUGAAGUGUUACACCUUUAGUGGAAACGCCAUCGAGAUUAAAGCAUCCAUAGAUGAACACAAUGAACGGGACGACGUCGAGGAAUGUAUUUAUCCUUUAGACGGAUUCAAAUGUCACAUUGACAAAGCAUGGGUCAAAACUCAAGAACAAGGAUGCAAACCAGUUAUAAAAUGUCUCCUACGGCAACCGUACGAUGACAACAGUAGCUUGUUGUUUGGAACGAGUUGCGAUGGUGACGAAGACAAUGACGGCGACGAUGAUCGCGGAGAUUCAACAUACUACUUCUACCUUUACAUCCGUUCUUUGCUGGAUUUCUUUCUCUUGGCAGCUCUUACCAUGUUCAAUACAAUCAUUGUAAUUGCAACUCGUGAUCCUUCAAGCGGAGUGGGCGACUUUGGCCGGCAACUGGUUUGGGGUGCCAUCGGUUGGAUUGUUUUCUUCAACGAUGACUAUGAGCAACCCUACUUCCUGUUCAUUCUGUUGAACACAACGGCGGCUAUAAUUUUAUUGAGCCCACUUAAAAUGAAUAUCUCUCCACUAGAGGAAUGGUGGAAGUUUAAAACGACUCCACAGAACUUCUUCUCAGUUGCACCGUUCAUUAAGUACGCUAGGAAAUGUUGGUUACCGUUCCUCGUUGCACUUGGCUUAGGAUCACUCUGGAGCAUAAUCGACUCUAUCGAUGAGUCGCAUAUGAUCGACAUACCAGUUAAUGGAGGCGAUGAACCCAAAAAAUCCGUUGGAUUGCAGAAUGUUUGGAAAACAGUGCUGCUGGCCGGUGAUUUACUUGCCGUUCCAGCACUGGUAUUCUCAAAACGUAUCAUCGAAGUGAUAGGAACUUGCAAAAUUCUUGUGGCUGCUUUUCUAUCCUUAUUCAUACGCUACAUCUUACUAGCCAUCUUUAACUGGAGAUUCUGGGACAUUAUCGAAGAUCUGCUGCUACCUACCACCCUCGGACUAACCUGGAUCACAUUGGUUCUACACUUCCGAGACAAUUUGCCCCGCAAGGUUACUGCCCUGGCUCAGGCCCUUCCGGUGAUUGCCCACUUCGGAUUCGGCCGAUUCUUUGGCGCACUGAUCGGCAUCGAAAAUGAUUAUGACCAGCUGGAAAACGAUUACGAAGUCAUCGCCGGGAUACUGUUUGCAAUUAGCAUUGUAAGCAUCGUGUUGUAUCGCUACCGGGAGAUGGUACCAAGCUAUAUUGGCCAGUACAUUCCGGCACUGAAGCCAGACAAGAUCGAGAAGGUCACAACGAAUGGAAAAGGGGAAACUGAUGUAUGAGCAAAUGCUGUUGGGUGGUGAUUGGAGGAUUUAUUGCUCUGCAUUUCCAGAAAAAAAAGUUUACGAAGGAUAGUUCCCUGCGAAAAAAGGGGAAACCAAAUAUUUGAACUGUCAAAUAAUUGUUUUUGAGAUUAUAUUUUUUUAUUUUAUUUAAGAUUCAGUUAUUUUAACUCAAGACAAUGUUUCACUAUAAUAAAGACUUGUUGAUUGGCGUUUAAUAAAAUAUGUGUUUGCGAUAGGAAAAUCCUAAUAAUAAAUAAAUAAAUGAAUGAA